Molecule: messenger RNA, 911 nt
Organism: Amoebophrya sp. A120
Lineage: Eukaryota; Dinophyceae; Syndiniales; Amoebophryaceae
Source: the annotation of a GenBank genome assembly
GGACGGUUUGCGCACUUGAGAAAGAGGCUCGCGUUGUAUCCUUUGCAGUGAGCAGUGACUUCUCGCUCUCCAGUAUCUCUUCCCAAGCGGUAUCCGAAGAAGAGAGCGCGUUGACGGAGUUCGAAUUUCAUCGACACCAGUCACAAUCUAGAGACCCGCCGUCGCAACCCAUGUUCUACUUGUAGGGUUCUUGUAUGUCCUUUGGCAUGUUAGAGGAGACUCACAGAUCAGUUUUAGGAAAAGGGGAGUAGGGCGGGCGAGUGGUUUUCCUAAGUGAUACGUUGCUUGGUUGGCCGCUCUGCGAACUGCGUGUCAGCUCACUUGCCGCACGCACUUCGUUGGAACUGCAGCAAUCCAGCCGUUGAAUGAUUUCCCUCAUAAGAAUCGGAUUAGCAAGAGCAGAAGCCGCCCCGCGGAAACCAAAGCUUCAGCCGAUGUGGCGGGAAAAAAAUGCGACAGCAGCAUCCUCCCCUUCUGCAGUGACACUCACGGAUCUUCCGGCUCGGUGUCCGUUCUUUUUGAUCAUCUCCCAAAGUGUUUAUGGUCAAAACCUGCUUUUUUAUCGAGAGCAGCGCAUGCUUCGUCCAGCACGCGCCGACGAGACGAGUCUGCUCACAAUCAGAAUGGAGCACCGAAGCACGCGGCCCCCGUUUUUCAUCCUCAGCAUGAUGGUCAUGUCCGUGCGGGGAGCCGUUGCGGAGGAGCGGGAAACGACACUGCAGGACGACGCUGGGCAAGCAUACUCGUGGCAAGCGAACGGCAACGAGAAGUCCUGCAAGAAGCUCAAUCAAAAUCUGUGCUCUCUCCAUCUGCUGAGAAAGUUGUCGUGAAAGAGAACCAUAGUAGCCUUAUUCGCGAAGAACAAACGGCACAGCAAAAAAACAAUUCGAGAAUUCAGAUUCACAACGAAC